CCCAACCUACGUUGCUCCACGCCACACAGUUUCUGCAUCAUUUAUUUGAUGAGACGCUGUAAUGUUGUUUCAUUUUCUCUCUGAGCUUCCCAUCGUCUAAACUAUCGAUACCCAUAUCGAGUUUUUAAGCGAUGUCCAUUCUUUUGCGUCCGAAAAUUCGAUAAAUAGAGGAUUUUCGGAUUUUCUGUCAUCAUUAUCCUUACUCCUUUGCGUAACCGUUCAACUAAACCAGAAUAUUUGAUGAUUAUUUCCUUUUUUUUUUUUCUUUUCCUCUUUCCCUUCCUAAGGUUCCUAGGGAUGGUAUUUUAUCCAUUCGCUGAGAAAUUCAUAGCAGAUCAUCUAUUCUCUAUAAUCCCUGUGAAAGAAUCUCAGUCAUAGAUCCGGUGGAGGAAUGGUGGCGCAGAUAUAGAAUCACAAUAUACCCGAAACUGGAGCCCUCAUUAGCAGACACAGAAGAGGAGAGGCCUUGAAAGUGCUACUUCCGAGAACAGUCACACUCGGGCUAGAUAGUGCAUAAUGUCUUUGCUUGCGGUAGGACUGGAUGGGAGCAUAGAAGACCACAACAUGCAAGAGCCAACACAGACGAGAAGCCCAAAUUCUAGAACCAUAGAUAAAUGUGUCAACGGACCUGACCCUCCCGCCACGCGACAUUCCCCGCGUCGCGGAAUCGCUUGUCCGGAGCCUCCGCCUUCAGGUCGUCGACCCGGCCAUCGAGCUGCAACCCGGUCUUCUGAGCCCGCCUCGUCCUCUCCAUUAUAUUGUGGUCGCGCUUACUCCAAGGACAACCAUCAACCUCGCCCUCAUCCUCAUCCCCAUACUCUCCCACAUACUCAUCCUUGUCCUCCUUCUUCCUCUCCGCUAAGCCACUCCCCGUCUCCGAAUCGCACUUCCCACGGAGAUCCGUUCGUGGCCCGAUCCCAAUCUCAUUCAGGCACGUCCUUCCCGCUUUCUCACCAGCCAAGCCGCUUCCGUGAGCAACAAUCGCCCGUGUGUCCACUUGUUUCUCCGGGAGACGAUGCCCUAGAGAGGGCUAAUUCUGGGCUCCGACCGUCCUCAUCGAGUGAAGUCAACGUAGAAGUGCAAAGUUCUCCGCCCCACUCGCCUUCGAACUUUCCUGAAGGGUCUAGUGCUGUCCGGCCUGAAUCGAGCCUUGACGGCAUGGCCGAAUUUCCACACGGGCAGCCUAAUGGCGAAAUAUCGGGAGGCCAAAUCUCUACAGCAUCCUACAACAACUGGAAUAUACCGACAACGGCUCUCGAGGCCGGGGCAACCGAUAGAACUGCCCUGCAUCCUUUUAGUGCUGUCCAGUCCACCCCGGAACCGCAGCUGGGCGACAGCACAACUUCCAAUGGCGCUUCCCGUGAAACUGUUCCCGAAAAUAACAAUCCCCAAGCUUCUCAACCCCGCCUAGAUCAUUCAUUUCAAAAUUCAUGGGAUGCAUUUAUUGCACAAGAACUAGAGCGUCGCGCUGCAUUUGCGCAGGCUAAUCAUGUGCCAGUCAUGGCAACCAUGAACCCAAAUCUGUACCAUGGUCAAUACUUCUAUCCUGGACCUAUGACGACGGCUACGGAUGUUCAACUUCUUAACCAGACCCAGGUGUCCGGAACCGUGGAUAACGGGGCCGCUUCUGCUAACGUGUCCCCGGCAACGAGAGACCCCCAUACUCCUCAGGGUAGUCCCUCCCGCACACAUGGCGUAGCGCAUCCAGAGCAAGUCUCAGGACCGCGACGUAGCCAUAUGGAAGCGUUUACAAUGGACAACAGACACAACACGGGUCCGUCGGAAUAUCGGAAUACUCGUCCUCGCCUUCUACCAGGAUCGCAAGAGGCUUCUUUCGCAGCGCACCACGCAGCAUUACAGCGUCAGUUCGCUGCAAACGGAACAAACCGACCUUUAUCGAGUAACCAACAAAGGGCCACUUCCCGCUAUGUGAAUGCAGCUCUGCGACAUUUCACGUUCCAACAUCGCGGACAGUCUGUUGAGCAAGUAAAUAUAGAUCUUAACCGAUACGCCGCAGAUCAUUCAGGAGCUUCAACGGUGAAAAAGGGACUCGAUAACCAAAACGAUGGGCGACCGAAGCCUAAAGAGAGCUCUGAAAUGAAGAUUGAUUUCGAUUGCCAGAUCUGCCGGAGUCAGACGGUUGACACUGUUAUCAUUCCAUGCGGCCAUGCCAUUCUUUGUCAAUGGUGUGCAGAGCAGCAUAUCCCCACGUUCCCUGCCUAUCCCACCAGACCUCGUGAGCAUGCGAAUUGUCCACUUUGCCGGAAACCGGUUCGUGAGAGGUACCGGAUCUUUACUCCCUGAAUCGCCUGUACCUUCAUGAUCCGCCUUUUUCAGUUCCUUCUCAUACUUUCCUGUGAUAUUAUGGACCAAUGAUGAUAUAUUUGCCGUUAUACCCUGCAUAUACCGAUAUUGCGGUUGAUGGCCGUUUGCUUUGUUUUGUUUUCCAUCCCCCCACAUCAUCAAAAUCAUGAAGUGGCGUUUUAAAUUUGUUUUUCGGUAUUUCUGUGCUUGCAGCCAUUCUUUUUGGUAUUUCUUUCCCCCAAGCAAGACCUGUAAGAAUGUUUUCUGAACUCACAUGGAAGUACGGAGUAAAAUGGGUCCGUAUUUACUCAGUCCCUGGCAUGUAUGAUUUCACCCCCCCCACCCCGCCGGCGUGAUCACUUUGUCUGUCGCCUUGAUUGAGAUUUCCAGGAUUAGUCUUGUCAAUAAUAAUGACCGGAGGCCGUCUAAGUUGUUGCAAUACUGUUGGUGGUUCAGAGUUGCCAUCCAGCUUUUCCUUUCUGCAGCGGGUGGGUGGGAGGGCAACACCCACUUUUGACUCAGCUGGCAGACAUGGAUCUGAUUUGCUCUCU
Coccidioides posadasii C735 delta SOWgp is the source of this 2855-nucleotide messenger RNA. The record is from RefSeq and is a predicted model, not a curated record. NCBI's taxonomy places the organism in Eukaryota, Fungi, Ascomycota, Eurotiomycetes, Onygenales, Onygenaceae.